UGGUCUUCGAUCGCCCUUCUUAGUCUUCGCGUCCGGACCUACGCACCCAAAACAGAUCCCUCGUCCCUCGCCUGCCGCCCUCUCCUCCCUCACUCGGAUCUCACCUUCGCGGAGUUCUCAUCCCAGAUCUUCGCUCGCCAAGAGCACCAGGUGCUUUGGAUAUAGCAAUGAAUUUUCUUAUACGAACUGCCCAACCAAUUAUUCCAGAGGUAUCCAAGGUUGUGGAGCCAGAACAAAACAAGGUUUCGCAACCUACUAUUAAGCGAACCACCACUUUGGAGGGCCUUAUAGCAGAAGAACCAUAUCCAGGUCAUUCUGUAGGGGAUGACAUCAAUUCAGACAAUAUUGGAUCUGGUUUUAUGGGUAGCUCAAUGGCAAGUUCAACUUUCAAAAAUCAAGUUCCUAUUGGAGACUACACUGAUGUCUCAAAAGAUAAUGGGUGGAUUACAAUUCCAUACAAAGAGCUUCUGGAUAACUGGCAUGAGGCAGCAGAUAUACAACAGAUGAGGUCGUUAGACCGUUCUUUUGUUUUUCCAGGGGAACAUAUUCAUAUACUCGUUUGCCUAUCUGCACAUAAAAGGGAGCCGGAAAUCAUCACUCCAUUUAGAGUUGCUGCUGUAAUGGCUAAAAAUGGCAAAUCCAACCCAAACAAAGUGAAACCUGUUGAAACUAAUGAAAAAAUAUCUAGCUCAAUCAGUUUGAAUGGGGUGGUAAGUAACACUGCUGGAGAAACUUCUGAUCAAAAUGCAGAAAAUAAUGGUCAUAGUUCAGGUGUCUCUAGUCCUAAAGAUGAUAUCUCAGCAGCUGAGAAUCUGCGCAUGGAGUUCCAUAAACAACAAACUGAGGAUAUACUUGAAAGUUUUAGAAAUUCAAAUUUCUUGGUAAGAAUUGCUGAGGCAGAUGAACAACUAUGGUCUAGAAAGAAUACCUCUUCUUCAAUGAUUCCUGAGCUAGUAGGGGGGAGAAGCUAUUCUGAUGGAGGAUUAAAAAGCAUUCCAAAGUCAAAUUUUUUCAGUGUGGUUGUUGAUAAGGGUAGGUUCGAUGGCAACACAUCUGGAGGAGUGGCUAGAGAUACUGCCCGAUGCUACUCUCUGUCCAAUGGCGACAUAGUAGUUUAUUUAGAAGUAAAUGUUGGAAUUAAGAAUUUAAAAGAUCCUGUCCUUGAGGUUAUUCAAUUUGAAAAAUAUAGAUCUGAUACUUCUAUUGAGGAUCAUUGCAAUUCCUUGGUUGCAAGCCAUAAUGAUCCUUGUCGGGAACUUCUUAAUUGGCUGCUACCGCUGGAUUCCACACUGCCCCCUCAUUUACUAUCAUCUCCUUCAAGCUCAAGUAUAUCAAAAAAGCCAACAAAUCCUGCCACUGGGUCACAAAUUUUUUCUCUAGGUCAUUUCAGAAGCUAUUCUAUGCCUUCACUUCCCCAAGUCUCUGGAUCUCCUUCUGUUGGCUCACUUUCGAAUCCAAAUCCUUCUAUUGACCUUGAAGAUUUUAGCCACAUUUCUACUGAGAAGCUAAUAAAGAGUCAGGAUUCAGGAAAUGUGGGUCUUUUAUCAUUUCGAGGUGUUCCACUGGAGCCAGAACGUUUUUCUGCACAUUGUGGCUUGGAAGGCAUUUAUUUACCUGGCUGGAGAUGGCGAAGGAAACUUGAAAUUAUUCAACCAGUUGAAAUACAUUCAUUUGCUGCAGAUUGCAACACAGAGGAUCUCCUUUGUGUUCAAAUAAAGAAUGUUUCUCCAGCUCAUAUACCAGAUUUAAUUAUCUUCCUGGAUGCAAUAAGUAUUGUCUCUGAGGAGGCAUCAAAAGGAGGUUCACUGAUAUCUGUACCUAUUGCUAGUAUUGAGACAGGAAAUGCUCACAACUUACCAAACCUUUCGAUCAGGAGAGGUGAGCAACACUCAUUUAUUCUCAAAUUGGCAACUAUACCAUGUAGAGAUCAAAAGGAGGACGUGGAGAUGAUUCCAUAUUCAAGAAAAGGUUCAGCUGGAUCAAAAACAAAAAAAAAAUCAAGUACUAGUGAUGGGAUGAUGGUUUCUUCUGCUGCAAAUCAGUUUGCCAUUUUGGUAUCUUGCCGUUGUAAUUUUACUGAGUCAAAGUUGUUCUUCAAGCAGGUAACAAAUUGGCAGCCACGAAUUUCAAGAGAUCUUAUGAUUUCAGUGGCAUCAGAGACUAAUAAGAGAACUGGUACCCAAAGUUUUGGGGCACCUCAACUUCCUGUUAAGGUGUUAACACUGAAAGCUUCGAAUUUAACACAUAAAGAUCUUACUUUUACUGUUCUUGCUCCAGAAUCAGCUAUUUCUCCUUCAGUUAUAUCAUUAACUUCUACACCAAAAACCCUAAAGGAGUCAUAUGCUGCUAUUCAUGAUUAUGCUAGAAAAUUGGGUGGGGAUAAAAGUGGAAGUGGGCUUCAGAGUUUGAGUUCAUUGUAUAAUUCAAGCACACAACAAACAAAUACAUUUGAAGGUGGAAAGGUAGCAGAUUCUCUGGAGCGAACAUCUAUAAUAUCUGAUGUCAUUUCAAACAACUCAGGCUUUACUCAUCUAUGGUUACAGAGUGCUGUUCCACUUGGAUGUAUUCCUGCACUAUCAAGUGCUACAGUCAAACUUGAGCUUCUCCCCUUAACUGACGGGAUAAUAUCACUUGACACUUUGCAGAUAGCUGUUAAGGAGAAAGGUUUGACAUUUGUGCCAGAGCAUUCUAUAAAGAUCCAUGCAACUUCCAGCAUUUCAACCGGCAUCUUAUAAUACAUUUGAACCUUCAAACACGAAAUCGGUGGCAUCAUUUUUACGUUGUGGUGCAUCAAUUUGCCCCGAUGGUUCACUACGAGAUGGCUGAUGGCUCAUCAAAAGGGUCACUUUUAGGUUAACUGCUGAAACAGAAGGCAUAUUUAUGAUUUUGGUAUGCCUUCAGUCCAUUUCUUGGGAUCAGUGGUCAAGGUUCUUUCACUGUUUCAUGCAUGUUGUAAACUCCUUUAAAAAACACCUGCUUCUUGAUUCAGGUUGUAAAAUGAAACCUCAGGAUUUUUUUUUUUUUAUAGCAGCCAUUCAUUUUGUUAUUAACUGUGCGAAUGAGGUUAUUUGGUUGAAAUCCACGGAAAUGAUUGUCUAAAACACUUAAAAUUUUCUUGAGAAUGAUCUGCUCUAUUGAGUCUAUCUGCCCCCAA
Molecule: messenger RNA, 3154 nt
Organism: Zingiber officinale
Lineage: Eukaryota; Viridiplantae; Streptophyta; Magnoliopsida; Zingiberales; Zingiberaceae
Exons: 11
Coding region: 168-2735 (855 amino acids)
Source: RefSeq, a predicted model, not a curated record